Loxodonta africana (African savanna elephant) is the source of this 8687-nucleotide messenger RNA. RefSeq names its product zinc finger protein 45 (gene ZNF45). Gene Ontology annotation, molecular function: DNA-binding transcription factor activity, RNA polymerase II-specific; RNA polymerase II cis-regulatory region sequence-specific DNA binding. Gene Ontology annotation, biological process: regulation of DNA-templated transcription. NCBI's taxonomy places the organism in Eukaryota, Metazoa, Chordata, Mammalia, Proboscidea, Elephantidae. The record is from RefSeq and is a predicted model, not a curated record.
AGUCGGAACGUGCUCCAUGGUAACGGGUUUGUUUGGUUUGGUUUGGCAGGUAUUGGAGCCGACACGUCCGCCCCAAGGGGCGGGGCAGUGGCGCGUGUUGCUCUUAGGGAUUCUGGGAAAUGUAGUCCAGGAGCUCUGAGUAGUCGGAGGCCCUUUCGCUCCAGGUUAGGUUCCCGGCCUUGGUGCCUUUCCUAGAGGUUGCAGGUACCUCUGUUUCAUGGACCUAGUCACAUUCUUCUCAGAGGGCCCAGAACAAAGUUGGCAGAGAGGAGUUAGUCAAUGAUUCUGCAUUCCCAAGGCGCUACCCUUCCCCAGAAGCAGGAGGACAAAAUGACCAAGUUCAAGGAUGCAGUGACUUUUAAGGAUGUGGCUGUGGUCUUCACCGAGGAGGAGCUGGGGCUGCUGGACUCCGCCCAGAGGAAGCUCUACCAGGAUGUGAUGCUGGAGAACUUCAGGAACCUGGUCUCUGUGGGGAAUCAAUCCUUCACGCCAAAUAUAAUACCUCAGUUAGAGAGAGAAGAAAAGCUUUGGAUGAUAACACCAGCAACUCAGAGAGAUAGCUCUUCAGGAGCCAAGAAUCUAAAUGAGAUGGAGACUCUUCAAGAAGUAGAGUUAAGGUACCUGUCACAUGAAGAGCUUUUCUGCUCGCAAAUCUGGCAACAAGUUAUACGGGAGUUAACCCGGGGUCAAGAUUCCAUGGUAAACAUUCAAGGAACUAUUUCUCAGUUGCAAAAACAAAGUGAUGCACCCUAUAAGGAUGAGUGUGGUAAAGGCUUUCGUUGGAGUUCACAUCUUCAAUUUCAUCAGAGUAUCCACCUUGGAGAAAAACUCUUGGUAGGGGAGGAAUGUGGAAAAGGUUUCAUUUGGAACUCUCAUCUUCAGCGUAACCAGAGGGUCCAUGCAGAAGAGAAGCCAUAUAAAUGUGAAAAAUGUGAUGAUACCUUCCGUCGGUUCUCAAGUCUUCAAGCCCACCAGAGAAUCCACAGUAGAGAGAAAUCAUAUAAACAUGAUGUGUUGCAUAAGGGCUUCAAUCACAGGUCAUAUCUUCACCGUCAGCGAGUCCACACUAGAGAGAAUCCAGACAAAUACGAAGAGUGUGGGAGGAACAUUGGGAAAAGCUCAUACUAUCAAGCUCAUCAGAUAGCCCACAGAGGAGAGAAACCCUAUAAAUGUGAGGAGUGUGGGGCAGGCUUCAGUCAGAGUUCAUAUCUUCGAGGCCAUAAGAGAGUCCACACUACAAAGAAACCUUAUAAAUGUGAUGAGUGUGGCAAGGGCUUCAGUUGGCGUUCACGACUACAGGCUCACCAACGAAUCCACACUGGAGAAAAACCAUACAAAUGUGAUGCAUGUGGUAAGGGCUUUAGUUAUAGUUCACACCUUAACAUUCAUUGUAGAAUCCACACAGGAGAGAAACCAUAUAAAUGUGAGGAGUGUGGGAAGGGCUUCAGCGUGGGUUCACACCUUCAAGCCCAUCAGAUAAGCCACACUGGAGAGAAACCAUAUAAAUGUGAGGAGUGUGGGAAGGGCUUCUGUCGGGCCUCAAAUCUUCUGGACCAUCAGAGAGGUCAUACUGGAGAGAAACCGUAUCAAUGUGAUGCAUGUGGUAAGGGCUUUAGUCGUAGCUCAGAUUUUAACAUUCAUUUUAGAGUCCAUACAGGAGAAAAACCCUAUAAAUGUGAGGAGUGUGGUAAGGGCUUUAGCCAAGCCUCAAAUCUGCUGGCCCAUCAAAGAGGCCACACUGGAGAAAAACCAUACAAAUGUGGUACAUGUGGCAAAGGCUUCAGUCGUAGUUCAGAUCUUAACGUUCAUUGUAGAAUACACACAGGAGAAAAACCCUAUAAAUGUGAGAAGUGUGGUAAGGCCUUCAGUCAGUUCUCAAGUCUUCAAGUCCAUCAGAGAGUCCACACUGGAGAGAAACCAUAUCAAUGUGCAGAAUGUGGGAAGGGUUUCAGUGUAGGUUCACAGCUUCAAGCCCAUCAGAGAUGCCACACUGGAGAGAAACCAUAUCAAUGUGAGGAGUGUGGGAAGGGCUUCUGUCGGGCCUCAAAUUUUCUGGCUCAUCGUGGAGUCCACACUGGAGAGAAGCCAUACCGAUGUGAUGUGUGUGGUAAGCGCUUCAGACAGAGAUCAUACCUUCAAGCCCAUCAGAGGGUCCACACUGGAGAGAAGCCAUACAAAUGUGAGGAGUGUGGGAAAGUCUUCAGUUGGAGUUCGUACCUUCAAGCCCAUCAGAGAGUCCAUACUGGAGAAAAACCAUACAAAUGUGAGGAGUGCGGGAAGGGCUUCAGUUGGAGUUCAAGUCUUAUAAUUCACCAGCGAGUCCAUGCUGAUGAUGAGGGUGAUAAGGGUUUUUCUUCAUCAGAGAAUUCAUACAGGAAAGAAACUAAAGCUGAAUUGUCCCAGACCCCUUCUGAGGGCUUCCAGCUGGCCCGCUCGGAUAUCAUUGUGGUUUAUCUGGAAGGGCCACUUAAUCGUGGUGUUUCACAACCUUUUCCUUUUCCAGCUCUGACUCUUCAAAAAGAGCUGGACAGAGGAGAAGGGUGCGACUCCUUGGAUGCUUGGCAGAAGGGCCCCACACGAAAAGAGAAAAUGAGCACAUCCAAGGAAGCAGUGACAUUCAAGGAUGUGGCUGUGGUCUUCUCUGAGGAGGAGCUGGGGCUGCUGGACUCUGCUCAGAGGAUGCUGUAUCGAGAUGUGAUGGUGGAGAACUUCAUGAACCUGGUCUCCAUGGGGAUUCAGCCCUUCAAACACAAUAUAUUCUACUUGGCAAGGGAAAAAAGUCUUUGGAUAACGAAGCCAAGAACCCAAAGAGGAGGGAAUUCAGGAAGCAAGAUCCAAAGUGGGGUGGAGACUACUCCAGAAGCACAACCGCAUAAGGAACUUGCCUGUUGGCAAAUCUGGCAACAAAUUGCAAGUGUAUUAACCAGAUACGAAGACUCCAUGAUAAAUAGUUCUCAGUUCCACAAACAGGGUGAUUCGCCCUGCCAGGCUGAGGCAGAACCAUCUAUUACUAACACAGGAGAGACAUUUUAUCGGUGUAAUGAGUGUAUGGAAACCUUCAGUGAUGUCUCCAGCUUUGAUCUUCAUCAACAAUCACACUCAGCAGAGAAGUCUCAUACAUGUAGUGAGUGUGGAAAAAGCUUCCGUUAUAGCUCAGUUCUUCGUAUUCAUCAGAGAGUUCACAUGAAAAAGAAACUCUGUAAGUGUGUUGACUGUGGUAAGGAGUUUAGUCAGAGCUCACAUCUGCAAACUCAUCAGAAAGUCCACACUGUAGAGAAAUUACCCAAAUGCAAAGAAUGUGGGAAAGGCUUCAGUCACAGAUCAACACUUAGUGUUCACUGCAAAGCCCAUACACAAGAGAAACCUUGUAAUGUCGAGGAGUGUCAGAGGGGCUUUAUUUGUGCGUCAUAUCCUCGGGAACGUCAGAAAAUCAACACUGGGAAGAAACGUUUCAAAUGUGAUGCUUGUGGUGAGAACUUCCGUCGUAGAUCAGCACUUAAUACUCAUUAUUUGCUUCACCCAGGAGAGAAACCGUACAAAUGUGAGGAGUGUGGGAAGGGCUUUAAUCAGGCCUCCCAUCUUCUGAUCCAUCGGAGAGGCCACAGUGGAGAAAAACCAUUCAAGUGUGAAGAGUGUGGGAAGCGCUUUGUUCAGAAGUCACACCUUCGAUCCCAUCAGGGAAUCCACGCAAGAGAGAAACCAUACAAAUGUGAGGAGUGUGGAAAGAGCUUUAUGACAAAAUACUAUUAUGAAUUUCAUCUGGUAGCCCACACUGGAGACAAACCCUAUAAAUGUGAAGUGUGUGGGAAAGGCUUCAGUCGUAGAGGAGAUCAUAAAAUUCAUUGUAGAAUCCACAUAGGAGAGAAACCCUAUAAUUGUGAGGAAUGUGGCAGGGCCUUCAUUCGUGCUUCACGUUUUCGGGAACAUCAGAGAAUCCACACUGGGGAAAAACCAUUCAAAUGUGAUGCAUGUGGUAAGAACUUCCAUUUUAGAUCAUCAUUUAUUAAUCAUUACAGAAUGCACACAGGAGAGCAACCAUACAAAUGUGAGCACUGUGGGAAGGGUUUCAGUUUUCGCUCAAAACUUUAUAUCCAUAAGAGGGUCCAUACAGGAGAGAAACCCUAUAAUUGUGAGAAAUGUGGGAAGGGCUUCACUCAAGCUUCAUAUCUUCUGACCCAUCAGAAAGUCCACACUGGAGAAAAGCCAUUCAAAUGUAAAUAGCAUGGGAAAGGAUUUGGUCAGAAUUCAUGGUGGAGCUAUGGUCUUCACAGUCACUAGAAGGUCCACACAGGAGAGAAACUGUACAGAUGGUGUGCUGAAGUCUUCCAUCAGUCUUCAGAACUUCAGUGUCAUCAGAAAAUUUUUACAGGAGAGAAACCUCACAAAUGUAAGACAUGUAGUAAGCACUUUAGGUUGAGUUCAGAUCUUGUAAGACAUCAAAGAAUCCAUGGUGAUGAUAAGUUUUAUAAAAGUAAUGAGAGUGAUGAACUUAAGAGAAUCUUCAGAUUAAAAAAGUUCUAUAAAAUUAUUUAUAAAAAUUCAUGUGCAGCCUGAAUUCUUGUGUUCAUUGGGUCUUCUAGAAGGUAAAACAUUUAUUUCGAUAGAGUCAGUGUUUCUGCCAUAGCUCAACAGAUCCUGGUGGUCGAGAGGCCACACAGCAGAAAACCUUUGUAAGUGGUGCAGUGCGGGCUUCUCUCAGAACCUUGACAGUUUCCAGAUAUCACUCAGGAGCUAGGACCUAGAAAGAGUUCGAUCAUGUCUUAACAAAAGUAUAAUGAUGGACAUGUCAAAAUCAGCGUCCACUAUGAUGUAAGCUCCACGAGGGCAAGGAUUUGUUGAUUUCUGGUGAAUCUACACAACCUUACCAUUGAAUAACACUUCAUAAGUGUGCUCAGUACUUUGUUGUUGUUGUUAGCUGCCUUUGAGUUGGCCCUGACUCAGCAUCCUUGUACACAGUGCAUCAGACAAUGUUUCCUUGUGAUCUAUAGCAUCUUUGUUGACUGAUUUUCAGAAGUAGGUUACCAUCUCUUUCUUCCUAGUCUGUCUUAGACUAGAAGCUCCUCUGAAACCUGUUUGAUAUCAAAGCAACCCACAAGACAUCACUGAUGGCUGGUGGCUGCACAUGAGGUAUACUGGCCAGAAAUCGAACCCAGGUCUUCGGCAUGGAAAGUGAGAAUUGUACCACUGAACCACUGAUACAUCACACUUGCUUGUUAAGUGUAACAAAAGGGGAAAAUGUACAAUAUUUGAGAAUUGUAUCCAGAAGAGUACACUUGUAAAAUAAAAUCUUAAUUAAUGGAAACAAACAGUUGAGAUGCAGAAAACUAUUCAGUACUGCAGUCCACAAUAUUAAUUUGGUAUCAACAUAUUGAUAUAUGUGCAAUUGGCUCUUGUUAUUCCUCCAUCUUCUCCUGUUCUCAAAUUAUUGUUUGGGCCUCUAGGUUGUAUACAGUAUAAAUUCAAUUUCUGUACUCCAGAGAGUACAGAUAAUUUUUGUUAACCUUGGAAUAACCAAACCAGAAAACCAAACCUAUUGCCAUCCAGUGGAUUUCAACUCAUAGUGAUUCUAUAGGACAGAAUAGAACUGCCCCCUAGGGUUUCCAAGGAGCAGUUGGUGGAUUUGAACUGCUGACCUUUCGGUUAGCAGCCAAGCUCUUAAUGCCUGCACCACCAGGGCUCCUUGCGAUAACAGAACAUUGCUUCUUACACAAUUGAAUGUGUUUUCAACAAGAAGUGGUUUGCUGUAAUACUUUCAACUAGGUGCCAAUGACAAAACUUUUCUCUAUGGAUUAAUCGUUGGUUCUGAUUCUCUGCAUUUCCAUCCAUGCAUUGAUAUGAUUGCCUUCUAAUUAGUAUAGCAUUCCUUUUAUCAAAAAUCAGGUAUGGGUCAUUCUAAAUUUCAAGGACAGUAAUUUUGUCAAGUUCCCUCUCCCAUAUUCUACACUCAUGAUAAAAAUACCUAAAUAAAUAUGAAACAUUGGAAUUUGGUUUCAUCAAAUGAAUUCAUUUUUGAGACUAACAUUUAUACUUUAUUGGUGGCAAUAAAAACAUGGCUUUUGGAAAGGAGAAAAUGUCAGAAUGUGUAUCUUUGACUUGGAAAUCAUGGGAUAGGAUAUUAAGAGAUUGGAACAUAGAAGAAAUGGGUACCACAUUAAUGAUGGUAUUCAGUUUUUUAAAGUGGAUAUAAAAAAUGUUCAUAAUCGGAAGUUUUUUCAGUUUUGAUAUAUUUUCUAGUAAUAUGAAGUUACUAAAAUAAUGGAACAGACAUGUAAUAUAACAGAAGAAGGACAAUAUGGGCUUUAGGAAAUCAUAGAUUGUAGCCAUUAUAGUAUCAAAUUUUUGUGUAUGUGUUCAUGUUUGUGUACACAAACAAUGUGUAAGGGAUUACUGAUAGUGAUUUUUUCACAGUGUUUAAGGGAUUGCUGAUACUUAGGGAUUUUUUCUGGCGAGGAGCAUUUUGUGGGAUUUUUCCAUUUUAUAAUUACUAUAAAGUGUAUGUUUUAAUUUUGCAGUGAACAUCAAUUUUAGCAAAGCUCUGGAAAGUAGUAUGGCAGUUCGUGGUGGUUAAUGUUAUAUGUCAGCUUAAUUAGGUUAUGAUUCUCAGUGGUUCUUCAAACAUUGGACUGACUGCCCUUCCAUAAGUAAUGUAACCACCUCAAUGAUGUCUUCUGAUGUGAUCAGCCAGCCAAUGAGUUGUAAGGGGAGUUUCCUCUGGGGUGUGGCCUGUAUCCAAUAUAUACACGCUUUCUGGCAAAGCUUGCUGGUGCUUACUCUUGAUGCUGCAUCUGACCGAUCAUCAUCUGACCUCUGGUUCUUGGGAUGUGAGCCAGCAGCCGUUGCCUAACCUGCAGAUUUUGGGAUUCACCAGCUCUCACAGCCCCAUGAGCCAACACCCUACUGUCUGACCUGAUUUAGGGUUCCUCAGCCCCUGCAACCAUGUGAGUUAGGGAAGCUUCCAGCUUAAUGCCUGAACCAUGGAUUUGGAACUUGCCAGCCUCCACAACAGCAUGAGCCAUUUCCUAGAGAUAAAUCUCUCUUCCCUUCUGCCACCCCAUAUAUACACAUCACUAGUUUUUCUUCUCUAGAGAACUCAGCUUAAGAUAUGGUUCCUCAAAAAGUUAAUCAUAGAAUUACCAUAUAACCAGUCAUUUCAUUCCUAGCUAUACAACCCCAAGAACUGAAAACAUGAAUCUUGCACACAAAUGUCCAUAGCAGCACUAUUCACAAUAGACAAAAUAUAGAAAGAACCCAAAUGUUCUGAUGAAUGAAUAAACAAAAUAUGGUAUAUAGCUCCUACUUCCUUAUCAACUAUGUCAUUAUCUGGCAUUUUGCAUUGACAACUGUAGUAAAAAAUCUAGUAUCCAAAUAUUUUGAGCUUUAACAAUGUAUGUCUGGCAGUAACAGUAACGAACGCCAGGGUGCAAGGUAAGAGUAAUGCUGGAUUUGAUGGUUAAGUUUAUGUGUUAACUCGGCAGGGUCAUGAUUGUCAGUGGUUUGGCAGUUAUGUAAUGAAGUAGUCAUCCUCCAUUUUGUGAUCCUCCAUUUUUGCAUAACAUCCUGGUCUUUGGAACCUAACCAUGUCGAUAAGUGAGAAGAGCGUGUAUACGUACAAUUUAAUAUUCAGCCAUAAAGAGAACUGAAGUACUGAUGCAUACUACAACAUGGAUGAACCUUGAAAACAUUAUGGUAAGUUAAAGAAGCCAGAAACAAAAGGUCAUUAUGUGAUUCCAGUUAUAUGCAAUAUCCAGAAUAGAUAAAUCCAUAGCAUAUUGGUGGUUGCCAGGGGUAGCGUUGUUGUUAGGUGCCAUUGAGUCAAUUCCAACUCACAGCAACCCUAUGAACAACAGAAUGAAACACUUCCCAGUCAUGUGCCAUCCUCACAAUUGUUACCAUGCUUGAGCCAAUAGUAGCCACUGUGUCAAUCCGUCUUGUUGAGGGUCUUUCUCUUUUUCGAUGACCUUCCACUUUACCAAGCAUGAUGUCCUUUUCCAGGGACUGGUCCCCUCUGACAACAUGUCCAAAGUAUAUGAGACUCGGUCUUGCCAUCCUUGCAUCCAAGGAGUACUCUGGUUGCACUUCCUCCAAAACAGAUUUGUUCGAGGCAGAACCAAGAUGGCGGAAUAGACAGACGCUUCUGGCGAGGCCUCUUUAGCACAAAGACCCGAAAAAACAAGUGAAACAAGUAUAUUUGUGACAAGCUAGGAGCCCUGAGCAUCAAAGGUAAGCUUAGAAAACAAAUGGGGGGCAGGGGGAGGAAGAGACGUUUCAGGAGCGAAGUUACCAGACCCGAAUCACAGGGAGCCCUUGGGCACCAUUCCCAGAGUAGCGGCAGUGGGCUGGUACUAGUGUUCCGCUGCAGUUUCCUCAGGGAGAAGCAGCCAGCCACACAGCCUACUUACACCUCCAGAACCAGAGAAGAAUGGCACUCUCUGCAAAAGCUAAGUACUUGCGUAUAUUUUACCGCACCCCACCCUCACCCCAAGCUGGCUUUAGUGGCUGAAUCCCCUGGGCCUGAGAUAGGCACUGUUGAGCACCUAGAGCCAUCCUCCCGGCCUUGGAGGAGGAAAAAAUUUGCAAUUGGGGGAAAAGAUAAUUUGUCAGCUCCACUAACGGGGAGCUCAGAACAGAAGUGGCUCUCGUCCAGGCAUAAAUGGCCCGUGGACUUUGAGCACCUUUCUCUUCUGCAC